AUGGUUGAUAAUCAAGAUAGAUUGAGGCACAGAAGAAGUGUGCAACAUGCAUCAAUUAGGAGGGAAAAAGCUCGAUCAUUACAGAAACCUGUCGAUUCUGGUUCAGUUGAUGUGGAGGCAUUAACUUCUGAGAUUCAUGCAUAUUCGCCUUCAUCUUCCCGUAGGAGGCAUGUGUCACCUCCUGAUGGUCCAGAAGCCCCACAUGUACAUGUUAAGGAACCCGAUGCUCCCCAAGCACCCAAAGGGUUUGAAGGAGGUAUGUCCGACUUAUCGUUUAUGCCUCUAUAUUUGGACCAUGUUACCAGGAAUAUGUGGGACAGAGAGGACCAUGAUGCUUUAAAAUGCAUCAACCAUGACCGAAAGAUUGUGGUUUUGCCACAACCUAUUGAGCAAUGGUUUCAAGAUAGAUUACACUCUAAGACCUCAUCAUUUCAUCUUCCACAUGAUGAGAUGUCCAUCACAUUGGACGAUGUCUCAUGCCUGCUACAUCUUCCGGUUAGGGGAAGAUUGUUAGGCUAUAAUAGGAUUAUUAGAGAUGAGGCAGAGGGGAUAAUGAUUACCUCUCUAGAAGCUGAUCCAGGGGAUGCCCUACAGGAGCUAGAAGUCAUAUAUGGGUGUCAUGUUAGGUUUUGA
Molecule: messenger RNA, 633 nt
Organism: Lathyrus oleraceus (garden pea)
Lineage: Eukaryota; Viridiplantae; Streptophyta; Magnoliopsida; Fabales; Fabaceae
Exons: 3
Coding region: 1-633 (210 amino acids)
Source: RefSeq, a predicted model, not a curated record